This is a messenger RNA of Effrenium voratum, 546 nucleotides long. The record is from the annotation of a GenBank genome assembly. NCBI's taxonomy places the organism in Eukaryota, Dinophyceae, Suessiales, Symbiodiniaceae.
AUGACGCAGGUUGUGCCAAAUCAAGAAGACACAUUCCAAGCCAGUGGCAGGUUGUCUGCCCGAUGCCAUGGCAUGCCAUGGCGAUUCAAGAGCUGCAGCUUCUUGACCGUUGCAAAGUGGACAACUGCUUCCUUUUUCUCCGUUUGUCGACAGCUGCUCGCCAGACCUUUGCAAAGCAAUGCGCGAAGCAAGAACUGGCUGAGCCUGGCGCGCGCGGACCUGCGUCGGAGAAAUCCCUCUGCCUGUGCAGGACUAACGGCAUGCGUCGUCUCGAGGCACUCGGUGACAGUCCGCACGCCACCUUUUCAACUUUCCGGUCUGCACGCAAAAGCAACAAAUGUGUCCGAGGUCGCUAAUGAUAUUUCCGACUUUCUCAUAGCCAGUCGGAGAGGUUACAUGCGCAGCUGCUUUGCGCAAGCGGCUUGCUUGGCGCGCAAGGAGGGAGACCUGCAGUUUGGGAAGCCGCAAAGGACGCGCCUUCUUUCAGCAGAUGCGCCUCUUGUAACAGCAGUCAGAUGGAACAGCAGUCAGAUGGAACUCGUUUGA